Dentiscutata erythropus is the source of this 168-nucleotide messenger RNA. NCBI's taxonomy places the organism in Eukaryota, Fungi, Glomeromycota, Glomeromycetes, Diversisporales, Gigasporaceae. The record is from the annotation of a GenBank genome assembly.
GAAGAUAGGAAAAAGAUUGUCACAAUAUUAUAUUUAAUGGCAGGAAUAUGCAAUAAGUAUGUUAAUAAUUUUAAAUUAGAACUUGCUUUGUAUCUUGUAGAAUCUGAAGUAACUUGCGAUGCAAUAAAUAUGUUAAGCAGCGCUGAAAUUUUAGUUACUCAUCAAACU